This is a messenger RNA of Eublepharis macularius, 3191 nucleotides long. It is a transcript of the gene NDRG2, whose product is annotated as NDRG family member 2. NCBI's taxonomy places the organism in Eukaryota, Metazoa, Chordata, Lepidosauria, Squamata, Eublepharidae. Gene Ontology annotation, cellular component: cytoplasm. The record is from RefSeq and is a predicted model, not a curated record. The coding region runs from base 106 to 1293 and encodes 395 amino acids. Gene Ontology annotation, biological process: signal transduction. The transcript has 17 exons.
UGGUGUUUGCAGUCAGAGAGUCAAAGGCAAGUGAAGGUGGAAGGACAGACGGAGCGACCCAGCGCGAGCAGGGCGGCCGCCGCAGACAGACGCACGGACAGUGCCAUGACGGAACUCCAAGAGGUGCAGAUCACGGAGGAGAAGCCGCUUCUGAAGGCCCCAGGAGGACCUGAUCCGGGCAAGGAUGUUGAACUGCUAACAGCCAAACUUCUGCAGGAACAUGGCCAGAAACACCAAGUGGAAACACCAUAUGGGAUUGUCACAAUCACCAUUCAUGGGACACCUAAGCCCAAACGCCCGGCCAUCCUCACCUACCACGAUGUCGGACAAAAUCAUCAUUCGUGCUUCGACACCCUCUUCCACUUUGAGGACAUGCAAGAGAUCAUAAAGAACUUCGUGGUGAUCCAUGUGGACGCGCCGGGCAUGGAGGAGGGUGCCCCGGCCUUCCCUCUGGGGUAUCAGUAUCCUUCGCUGGACCAGCUGGCUGACAUGAUACCCUGCAUCCUGCAAUAUGUCAACUUCACAAGCAUCAUUGGAAUUGGAGUGGGGGCUGGCGCAUACGUCCUGGCACGUUACAGUCUCACUCACGCUGACACGGUGGAAGGUUUGGUUCUGAUCAACAUCGACCCAAAUGCCAAGGGCUGGAUGGACUGGGCAGCCCACAAGCUGACCGGCCUUACAUCUUCCAUCUCUGAGAUGAUUAUGGGACAUCUCUUCAGUACAGAGGAACUUUCCAAGAACACUGAGAUGGUGCAACAACAGCGGGAAAUCCUGAGUCAUGCGACCAAUCUGCCUAAUAUUCAGCUCUACUGGAGUAGCUACAACAGUCGCAGAGACCUGAGCCUGGAGCGUGGCGGAGACAUCACCUUCAAAUGUCCUGUGAUGCUGGUGGUGGGAGACCAGGCCCCUCAUGAAGAUGCUGUGGUGGAGUGUAACUCCAAGUUGGAUCCCACCCAGACCUCUUUCCUCAAGAUGGCAGAUUCAGGGGGACAACCACAGCUGACCCAGCCUGGGAAACUGACUGAGGCCUUCAAGUACUUUGUGCAAGGCAUGGGAUACAUCCCUCAUGUACUGGACAAGAAACUGAGUCAGGGUGGCCUCAUCCUGCAUGACGCGCCUGUCUCGCUCACGCACCGCCUCUCUGUCCAGUGCCGCCUCGGGGGACGGGAACAGGUCCCGCUCGCGCACCCUGUCCCAGAGCAGCGAGGCAGGGGCACCCCAGCCUCCGGCCCCCACCAUGGAGGUGUCCUGCUGAGCUCCAGGGCAGGGGACGAGACCGCCUCCCACCACUGAACAGGACUUCUUCUGCUAUCCCACAAUGCACUCCGGCCACUGGGCCAUGUGACGAUCUCCCCUAACGGUACUAAACAUCCAGGGAGGCCCAGAUGGGAUGCAAUGUACUCUCUUUUUUUAAAAAAGCAAACCUUAACUGCCCUCGACCCUUUCUUCUCAACCAACACAUACACAUCUCUCUCUUCAUCUCUACCUACCCCAGACUCCACUCUCUUCUCUCCCCUAAUCUAAAACUAGUGCCAGCCCCACCCCACUUUCCUUAAUGACCCUCCUCAACUAGGGAGAUACAGACUGAAUACUAUCAACUUUCUAAAUGAUUAAAUGCUCAGCACUUAUUAGGAUUCCUCAUUUGUUCUCCAUUUCUUUGCACACUGAGUUCUCUUAACAAGGGAGGUCUGGAAUAUUUGUGUUUUUUUCUCCCUUCCGUCUAAACCGUAUAACUAACUGUUGUCCCUCCCCUGGUUUCUGAGCGAUACGUUUUCUUGGUGUCGCCUAAAUGGGGAUCAGUGUGUCUUGCUAGCUUUCCUUCUCAAUCUCUCUUCCCUCUGGAACGAACAUAGGAACAAGUAGGACUUUCACAAGAGAGACUUGAGCCCCAAUAAGGACUGACGUUGCUGCUGUCAGGCCAGGAUAAUGCUCCCAAAACAGGGGUGACUUUUUCCUCCCCUUUCUUCAUCCCUCUGCAUCCCCCCAUCCUUCUCUGCUUGAGUCUCCUGUCCUAACACCUUUCCAUCUCCGUCUGGCCUGGUUGGUUCUAAUUCCUUUAUGGGGCUUACACAUAAUUCCAUUCCCCGCCCUCCAUGAUCCUGCACUCUUCCUCCAUCCUUCAUUUCUUUUACAGCCCUUACCACCCCAUACAUACAAACGUGCUUUUGUUUUAUAUCCCCAAAUCCAGUCCUCUUCCUCCCCGUAAGGCAAAAGCUACAUUUCUUACCUGUUCUCUUUCUUCUCCCCCCCCCCCCCGUCCUCAAAACUAAUCCUUUGUAGAUGGUAGCCGCUUUGUGAUGUGCAUGUAUGGUUUCUGCUAAGACAGCAAGCGAUUUUGGCGAAUAGGGGCAUUUUAGGAGGCUGGGUCAGGUUGAAUUGGGGGGGAAGAGGUUUCUCUGGGGGAGGGUGGGAUGGUUCCUCUUAGGAUGUUUCAGGGGAAUGAUGGGGUGGGAAAUGUUUGAGCCAGAGUGCGCUGUUGUGACGGUGCCAGGUACAGAUGGCAGUUGGCUACAAGUGGUUUUGGCUUUGUGUAAGAAGAGGAGCGGAGGAACCUGUGAUUAGCUGUGAUUUUCUUUUCUUCAAAUAAGUGCUGACUUUUGUGGGUUCUGGCUGCCGGCUUUGAGCAGGGCUCACGUGGUGCCAUGGAGGGUAACUAUUGUGUCAGCUUAUUCUAUAAAGGGAUUCCAACUGUACCAGUUCUGUGAAUGUUACUGGCUGUAUUUAAAAAAGAAAAUACACACACAUACACCUUUAAAUAUAUAGUAGCACUUUUUGCCACAUUGCUCUCUCAGAAUAAGGAAUCCAAAAUAAAUAAGGUAAUUUUUUUUCCUUUGGAUCAGCUAUAGUGAGAGUAAUCGGCAUGUAAACUUUUGAGAGACACAGAAUGCCUCAUCAAACUGCAGAGCAAAGAGUUCUGUGUCACCCAGAAGCUGGAAUACUCCCACCCCAGAAGACGAUGGUCCAAUUAGAAAGUCACCUUACUUAUUCCUUAAACCUGAAUAGGCGCUGGGAAGUAAUGGCUCAGCUGCCUGUGUAAAGGGGCAUUGAUGAAAUGGGUUCCAGCUGGAAUUCUUAGCUCCCGCAUGUAAUGGGAUCUUGUUGUAUUUGAGAAUGUGUGAGCUCUGUUUUUUUUCCCCCAGAGCAGUCGAUGGUGAAUACCGACUCUAACAAUAAAAUCUCUAGAGGAAUGA